UAGAAAGUAGCCUUUGCGAGUGCGAUGGGUGCGGUCAACAGCAAGAGCACCGACGAGGCAUCGCCCGCCAUCAACGGCCAGGUGCUCGACGUCGUCUAUCGGGACGAGCGCGAUGAGCUGCACAACGUCAAGGACCUCGGCCACAUCAGGAGGUCGGCCCUGUUCUUCAGCAAGGUCGACUUCCCUGCCCAGAUCCUCCGCAAUCGCCUCGACCGCUCGCUGCAUCGCAUUCGCCUCGCUGACGGCACGCGGCUGGCUGCCGUGCUGACCUUCGACGCCCAGACGGUGUCUGAAGCGCGUGAGCUGCUGGCGGCCGUGUGGCUGGUGGAAGAGCAGAAGUGGGACGAGGUGGCUGAGGUGCUGCAGUGGGCCAGUGAGUGUGGCUGCUGCACACUGCCCCUCAACCUCACGGCAGAUGACAUCAACACACACGCAAACAAGACGGUAAGGCACACACACAGAGGGGCGGGGAGAGAUAACAGAGAGGCCUCAUUCCUCUCUCUCUCUCUCUGUGGCUGUCUGUCUGUCCAUUCCUCUCUCUGUCUGUCCGUGUGUGUGUGGUGUGGUGUAGGCAUAUGGAUCGUUUCCCCGUGUGUUGGCGCAGCUGAUGGUGGUCGGCCGCCACAUCGACUUCGGUGACAGCUGCCUGCAGAUUUUCCGCCAUGCCAAUGGUGAGGUGCGGGCCAUCAAGGACGAGCCCGGCUACCAGGUGGACGUCAACCCGCCCGUCGCCGCCCACCAUCUGUAUCAGCAGCACCGACUACAGCAUGACCCACCAGUGCGGAGCUGGAUCAACUACCGUAGCAUUAGCGGCGGAUGGGCGUCGAUCAUCCCGACCAUUGAUGCGUCGGUGUCGUCCUUUGCGAAGCGCACGAUCGUCAACCACUUCUACUGGACUCACCAGAUCAGUAGCACAUCGAUAGCACUCAACAGGUGACACAUCAAUGACACCAGUGGCGAGAGGGGUGCGUGUUUGAUUGUGUGUGUGUCUGGUUGGUUCAGGCGUGUUGGUGGCGGCCGUCUGGAUGGCCUCCUCAACCAGUCGCCCCACACACCAGUGGCCGAAUGCACCACAACACUCAGCCGAGACGGCUGGGACGGUGGUGUGCGAUGGCUGGUGCUGACCAACGGCAGCCACGACUUCGUUGCAUGGAUUGUCAUUUUGGAUUGUGGGGACGGCACCGGUCAGGCCGAGAGACAGGCAGCUCUACUGAUCAAAUGUCAUGUGUUGUUGUCGUCUGUCUGCAGUGUGGGUUAGUGUUCGGACCUCCGAGGCACCUGCGGCUGGUAUGAGUGAGGGUGCGCCCUUCAAGUGUCGCUUCGCCGUGACCACUCAGCUGGCUCGAGUGGCGCUGGGGCGAGUGGCGCCAUUCGUGUUCGACGGGCAGGUAUAAGACCCGUAGGAUGGGGAUGGCGAGUGAAGAUGGUACGCAUAUGAGGGGCACGUCCACUGGUAGAUGAUAUGGUGUUUUGGUUUAUGGUGGUGGUUUGAUGGGUCGAUUCGGAGUGCGUGGCCUCUCUCUGUGUUUGAUUGACAAGUAAGCACUCGUCUGGCUGGAGAUUGAAUGGUGUAUGAGUGCUGACGAGGUCAAUGCCGUAUGUGCCACCCUUCCACAGUGCAACUUGAAGACGUGAUUUGAAUUACUG
Vitrella brassicaformis is the source of this 1647-nucleotide messenger RNA. The record is from the annotation of a GenBank genome assembly. Lineage: Eukaryota; Vitrellaceae.